Messenger RNA from Dichomitus squalens LYAD-421 SS1, 1985 nucleotides. RefSeq names its product MFS general substrate transporter. The record is from RefSeq and is a predicted model, not a curated record. Gene Ontology annotation, molecular function: fluconazole transmembrane transporter activity. The transcript is spliced from 8 exons. Bases 1 to 1950 code for a protein of 649 amino acids. Lineage: Eukaryota; Fungi; Basidiomycota; Agaricomycetes; Polyporales; Polyporaceae. Gene Ontology annotation, biological process: xenobiotic detoxification by transmembrane export across the plasma membrane.
AUGGACCUCUUUCGCGAAUCUGUGGCUGGCCAGCUCAUCUACUACGCCAGUCGUAAGAAGACGCUGUACUAUCCGGAAGAAGACCCCACCUGGUCCGUCCCAUCCCGCUACUUCUCCCGCACCGCCAGCGAGAAGCCGCCGCCCGCCCCGCGGUCACCUCCCCCUGUUCGGCAUCAAGCAUCAGCAAUCAGCGCGCUGAGUGGACAAAGCGCCAACGACCGAUAUUAUACUCCUCGAGAAGAAUUCGACGGCCAGUUCUAUCCAGGCAGAGAAGAUAGCCGGUCCCUCCAGGCUCUUCAAGAUGACCGCCAUUCUCAUGGCAUCAGCCCCUCCAGUAGCGCGACUGCUAUUCAAGACGACAACGUGCGUGGCGGGAAAGAGCUGACAAAGGGCGGGAAAGUACGUGCCGGCCUCACGGAGGUUGAUCAAAUGUAUGAGGAGGAGGUACGAUCCAGCGACGGCGCCCCAAAUCGUGCGGACGACCCAAAUCUCGUCGAUUGGUAUGGCCCUGAUGACCCUGACAACCCUCGAAACUGGUCUACAUUCAAGAAGUGUUUUGUCACAUUUGACUUGUGCUUUUUGACGUUCAGUAUCUACAUGGGUAGCUCUAUCGUCACACCCAGCAUACCCGCUUUGGCAGAAUAUUUCCAUGUGUCCACUGUUGUCGCCACGCUGGCCCUUACUGUCUUCGUCGUAGGAUACGGUGUAGGACCCAUGUUCCUCGCGCCCCUCUCUGAGAUACCGGCCAUCGGUCGCAAUUUCCCAUAUAUUAUCACGCUUCUGAUCUUCGUGGGCCUGCAACCCGCCGUCGCUACCGCAAAGAACCCCGCCACUUACUUCGUCCUCCGGUUCCUCUCUGGAUUCUUCGGCUCCCCUGGAUUGGCUACAGGAGGUGCGUCCAUCGGAGACAUGUUUGAGCCCAAAAAGCGUGCGUACGGCAUCGGCAUCUGGGGUAUUGCUGCAGUCUGCGGGCCCACUCUCGGUCCGCUCAUUGGAGGUUUCGCGUACGACGCCCUCGGAUGGCGCUGGACGAUUUGGCCACUCUUAUUCCUCUCCUCGGCGUCCCUCGUCUUCCUCACCUUCCUCAUGCCCGAGACGUCCUCGUCCAACAUCCUCCUCCGCCGCGCGAGGCGCCUGCGCAAGCGCACCGGCAACCCGAACCUCUACACCACGGGCGAGAUCAUGCAGCGCAACAUGAGCGGGCGCGAAAUCCUGGUGAUGACCUUCGUCCGCCCGUUCGCGCUCAACUUCGAGCCGAUCGUCGGCCUCCUGAACCUCUACAUCGGCUUCGUCUACAGCCUGCUCUACACGUUCCUCACCGCGUUCCCGCUCGUCUUCGACGACAUCUACGGGUUCAACUCGGGCCAGGAGGGGCUCGCGUUCUUCGGCCUCUUCGUCGGCGCGCUGCUCACCUACGCCGGCUUCUGCGUGUACGCGCGCUACAGCCUCGAGCCGCUCUUCGUGCGCAAGGGCGGCAUGAUCGACCCCGAGGACCGGCUCAUCCCCGCCAUGUACGGCUGCUGGGCGAUCCCGGUCUGCCUCUUCGGGUUCGGGUGGACGAGCACGCACGCGGUGCCCUGGAUCGUGCCCAUCAUCUUCUCCAGCUUCUUCUCCAUCGGGACGUUCCUGCUCUUCCAGUCCAUCCUGAACUACGAGGGGGACGCGUACCCCGACUAUGCGGCGUCAGUGCUUGCGGGGAACGACCUGGCGAGGAGCAUCAUGGCGGCCGCCUUCCCGCUCUUCGCCGUGCAGAUGUUCCAGAACCUUGAGAAGAACGGACCAAAGGCUUUCCCCGUCGCAUGGGGCUGCGUCCUCCUCGGCUGCAUUGGCGUCGUCCUAUGUCCGCUCCCGUUCAUCUUCUAUCGGUACGGGGCCAGGAUCAGGAAAUAUAGCAAAUAUGCGACGAACGAGCCUCGCAUGGAAGGAGAAAUGGGCCCGGGCGGCGCAUAGACGAUCGCAUCGCAUUGAGACACGGGUCAGUUGGA